Messenger RNA from Chondrus crispus (carragheen), 381 nucleotides. RefSeq lists its product as hypothetical. Bases 4 to 381 code for a protein of 125 amino acids. The record is from RefSeq and is a predicted model, not a curated record. The transcript has 2 exons. Lineage: Eukaryota; Rhodophyta; Florideophyceae; Gigartinales; Gigartinaceae.
GAUAUGCAUCAAGGCAAAGGCGGUGAAAGAUGGAUGUGGCAUGAAAAGAGAAGAAGAUGCGCCAUGUACAGCGGACAGAGGGCGGGCAGAGGGCGGGCAGCGGGCAAGGGUUGGGAACAAGUAGUCAGAGAUGUGUGCCAGUCGGGGGUAGCGAGCGUCGCCGGGCAGGCGCAACAAGUGGGUUGUUCACAACACAACAAUGUAAGUGGCGGGAGAGCAGAAUUGGAAAUGGAACGAGCAUGGGCUCAGGAGGGGGGGAGGAGGAGGGGCGGAGAGGCGGAGGGGCGGAGGGGCGGAGAGGCGGAGAGGCGGAGGGGCGGAGGGGUGGAGGGGCGGAGGGGCGGAGAGGCGGAGGGGCAGAGAGGAGGGGUGGCACCGUAA